Scutellospora calospora is the source of this 786-nucleotide messenger RNA. NCBI's taxonomy places the organism in Eukaryota, Fungi, Glomeromycota, Glomeromycetes, Diversisporales, Gigasporaceae. The record is from the annotation of a GenBank genome assembly.
AUGAAGCAAAAUUUCAUUUUGGUAUUCAUUUUAUUGGCUACGCUUUCAAUAGUUAAUGCUCAACUUCAUAAAAGAGCCACUAAAUUUAACCAUGCCCUAUACCUUGUUACUCUUACUGGAAAACUAGACAAGGAUGUACCCGUACUCGCAAAUUCAACAGAUAUAUUGGAGGUUACAAUCCAUGAUUCAGGUGUUGUCCCAUUUACUAUAAAGUUAUGUAUUGCUACGGGAAUUAAAUGUCCAAUUCCAAAAGGAACUGAAAUUAAUACAACAGUGUCAGUUCUAGUACCAGACGCAAAAGACCUAUCUAACGAAUACACAAUUGAGGUUGUUGUUAUUGAUAAUGAAAACAACUUUAAAGCUACUGAAAAUUGCUUUAAACCUGAUACUAAGGUUAUACUUGAGACUGGAGAAGCUGUCCCUAUGUUUUCUAUUGUUGUCGGGGAUAAAGUUUGUGUAGGGUCAAAAAAUGGAAUAUUUGAGUUUUCAGAAAUUUAUCUGAUCUCUCAUUGUGAUCUUGAGCUUAAAGUUUUAAGUGGUAAUCAUAUGGUUCCUGUUCGUGUAGCAAGCGUUUGUACUGAAACUCAUAAUGGUUAUAUUGCACCAUUCACAAGAACUGGUUAUAGUAGCGGACAAUGUAAUUGUUCAUGUUAUGCCACUUGUGCACCAUAUCAAGAGACUAUUCAUGCAAUGCUUACACCAUUACGGUUUACGACAUGGUUUAAGAAGUCUACACAUAAAGGAAAAGAAAUUCAUCCAUAUCUCGGAUUUCUAUAUAAUAGAUAG